Messenger RNA from Humulus lupulus (European hop), 726 nucleotides. RefSeq lists its product as uncharacterized. The transcript has 2 exons. The coding region runs from base 1 to 726 and encodes 241 amino acids. The record is from RefSeq and is a predicted model, not a curated record. NCBI's taxonomy places the organism in Eukaryota, Viridiplantae, Streptophyta, Magnoliopsida, Rosales, Cannabaceae.
AUGAGGCCUCUAGUUUUAAAGAGCAUUAGCAAAUCCUCCUCCAAGAUUACACGCCAGAAGCGGUUAAGCGAGCCAUCUUUUCCAUUCAAAAUCAGAAGGCUUCGGGUCCAGAUGGUUAUGGUAGUGGCUUUUAUAAAUCUAAUUUGGUUCUUAUUGGAGCUGAAUUUAGUAAGGCAGUUUUAUCCUUUCUCCAUUCCAGACAAUUGCUCAAAGAGAGGAGAUUACAAAUCAAUAGUGCUUCUAUUGCAAGGGUUUAAAAUAUUUUCUGACACUUCUGGUUUACAAGCUAAUGUGUGUAAGUCGGCGGUUUACUGUCAUGGUAUGAUUGAAGAGGAAGUGAACCGAAUCCUCUUAGUCUCGGGGUUUAUCAAAAGCCCUCUUCCUUUUCGCUAUCAUGGGAUUGCGAUAUGCUCAAAAAGAAUUAGUUUGGCAGAGUGUAAUGUUUUAGUAGAGAAGCUGAUUCAUAGAAUUAGAAUUUGUAGUACAAGACAUUUGUCUUUUGCUAGCAGGCUUACUCUUGUGAAUGCAGUUUUGAUGUCUAUUCACCUUUAUUGGGCUCAAGUUAUGAUCCUUCUGAAGGCCCUAUUGGAUAGAGUUAACCAAAUCUGUAAAGCUUUCCUUUGGCAUGGUACACCUGAGAAUAAUGGCCCCGCUUAUGUGUCUUGGGGAGAUGUAUGUAAAAAUAAGAUUGAAGGAGGUUUGGGCUUGAGAAAUAUUGUUUACUAG